AUUCAAAAUGGGACUCGGAAGCUUUCGAUACCGUCUAAUAAUAUUACUCUGCACUGCUCUCGUUUUGUACCAGUCAGCUAAGUAUUGGCCUUCUCUCCAAUUCAGCGAUGAUCCUCUCCAGUCUUCUGCAGCAAAAUCACUGGUGGCCCAAGAGCUAGUCGAAGGAAUAGAGAUAGUCGAACCGCCAAAGACCGAUGUUCAAAAGGUGCUGGUCUCCGUGUAUUACGAAGCCCUUUGUCCAGAUUCCCGAUUUUUCGUAAUCAAACAGCUAUCGCCAACGUUUCAAAAGAUACAAGAGAACAUGCAGAUAGAACUCAUACCAUAUGGCAAAGCCAAGACGAUGGAAACUCCCACUGGGUACGAAUUUACGUGCCAACACGGGCCACUUGAGUGUCAGGCAAAUAUUAUACAUGCCUGUGUUAUUGAUCUAGUCAAUGAUCAGUCAAUACAACUCGAUUAUAUUUCUUGCAUGAUCCAAGACAAUAUGGAGCCUGAGCGAGUUAUGCAUCAAUGUGCUGCCAAGGUUAAUCUAGAUGUCACACCGAUAGAGAAAUGUUAUAAGGGGACAAAAGGAAAAGAGCUAUUGGCCAAGUUUGGAGAAAUGACAGAUGACUUGUCUCCCAAAGUUACGUUCAUACCUACCAUUACCCUCGACAAGGACCCAAGUCAUCAGCCAGACAUUCUAAAAAAUCUGCUUAAAGCAGUAUGUUCGCGAUUGAACAGUCCACCUGCAGGGUGUGCAUAGCAUCACGUUGAUGUUAUUGAAGCUGUAGGUACAACAGCAUAAUACUAUUUUUCAAAAGGACUGUUCCUACAUAUCACAACGCUACCAACGAAAACUGUGCUUGAAUUACUCCAGUUAGCGGGGUGUAUAUCAGAUACAUUAUUUUACAAAAAAUUAUUGACUCCGAUUAUGUACGAGGAAUAAACGCGUUACAAUAUGUUUGAACUAACU
Molecule: messenger RNA, 955 nt
Organism: Diprion similis
Lineage: Eukaryota; Metazoa; Arthropoda; Insecta; Hymenoptera; Diprionidae
Product: gamma-interferon-inducible lysosomal thiol reductase-like
Exons: 4
Coding region: 8-745 (245 amino acids)
Molecular function (GO): oxidoreductase activity, acting on a sulfur group of donors, disulfide as acceptor
Source: RefSeq, a predicted model, not a curated record